AUUAGGACCUGCUGACGAAAUUGUUUAGUGCGUAAUUGUCAAGUGAAAGUUUUUUAUGGCUUUUCUUCGGUUAAAAAGUAGUUAAACUAUUGAGAAACUCGCAGCUAAUUGCCCGCUUAUACCAAAAGUGCACAAUGAUUGACGCGGCUUGCGCGGAACGGGGAAGCCCCAAGUUUAUUGCCCUCUUCGAUGACAAUCUGAAACUGGGCCACGAGCACGAGGAUAACCAGCAACGAGAGCCAGUGGUGAAUGGACAUGUACCCGCCGACCUGCAGCCAGCCUAUGGCUCCUUGUUCGCCGCCUGCCAGGACCACGCCGCCUUCUUCGCCAAGGACCACACCGAGUUCGGCCAGCGCCUGCAUGCCGCCCACAUUGCCUGGCAGGACUUCAUUGUCCAGGCCAACCGGCUGGUCCUGCAGAUCGAGGCUUUCGCCCACGAGUACGACUUCGACGAGCGGACGCCGGGCAACGGGUACCGGAGCUUCAUGUACGUGACCAACGCCUGCAUCACACACGGCAUGGGCAUCUGCCGGCAGCUGAUGGCCACCCGAUCCACCAUGUUCUUCCGGAGGAAGUUCUACAUGAAGGAGGUGGAGGCCUGCUCGCAGCUGCUGUCCUCGCUGUGCACCUGCCUGCAGUACCUGCUCAUCCUGCGCCAGUGGUCGGCCAGCACGGGCGAUCUGUUCGCCUGCGGCAACCACACGGCCGAGCAGCUCUUCGAGCUGGGCGACACCAUCAACCAGUAUUGCUUUUACGGCCGCUGUUUGGGCUUCCAGUACGGCGACUCGAUACGCGGCGUCCUCCGCUUCCUGGGCAUCAGCAUGGCCAGCUACUCGGAGUCCUACUACUCGCAGGAGGGCGAUGGCGCCAUCGUGAAGACCACCCGCAGUCUGUGGACCAGUGGCAAGUACCUAAUGAAUCCGGAACUGAGGGCCCGCCGCAUCGUGAACAUCUCGCAAAAUGCCAAGAUCGACUUCUGCAAGUCCUUCUGGUUCCUGGCCGAGUCCGAGCUGAUGCACAAGCUGCCCAGCAUUGUGGGCACUUCCAUACGAGUCAACCGGCUGAUCGAGCUGCCAGCCGAACCGCUAAAGUUGCCGCCACGAAAGAACUUUAAGGCGCCGCAGAAGCCCAGCAGCGAUGUCAACCAGAACCAGGGCGACGAUGGCGACUUCGUGGAGAUUCCCGUGCCCACGGCCCACCUGGGACCUGGUCUGCCCGUAUCGGUGCGCCUGCUGAGCGCCAAGCGGCGAACGGGCAUGCUCGGUGAGGGUCGCUACCGCGGCUGGCACAAGCCCACACCGCCCAGUCCCGCGAUCCUGUUCCACUGCCAUGGCGGCGGCUUUGUGGCCCAAUCCUCGAAGUCCCACGAACUGUAUCUGCGCGACUGGGCCGUGGCCCUCGACUGUCCCAUUCUCUCGGUGGACUACAGCCUGGCGCCGGAGGCUCCGUUCCCGCGUGCCCUGCAGGAGGUGUACUACGCCUACUGCUGGCUGCUGGACAACACCGAACUGCUGGGCACAACGGCUGAGCGGAUCGUGUGCGCCGGCGACUCGGCCGGGGCGAAUCUGUCCAUCGGAGUGGCCCUCAAGUGCAUCGAGCAGGGAGUUCGGGUCCCUGACGGCCUCUUCCUGGCCUACUGUCCCACUCUCGUCAGCUUUGUGCCCAGUCCUGCCCGCCUUCUCUGCCUGAUGGAUCCACUGUUGCCGUUCGGCUUCAUGAUGCGUUGCCUUCGUGCCUAUGCGGCGCCAGCCCAGGAGACGCUGCAGCAGAAUGCCCGGCAUGUGGAGGAUGCCGCCCAGAUACGCAAUGCCCCGAAGUCGAGUGCGGGCAGCUUGAACUCCAGUCGCCGCACCUCGGUGGCCAGAAGUCCGCUGACGCCGCUGGAGGCCAGCAGCGAGCACGAUGACGAGAGCAGCGACACCUUUGCCAGCGCCUCGGCCUCCUACCACAGCCAGACGGUGGAGCGAACCGAUCUGCCCAACAGCGAGGGCGACAACAGCUCGUGCGUCUCCUUCGAGGACGACUCGCAGCCCAUUGUCCACUAUCCGGUGGAGAUAUCCGCCGACCCACCUAAGGACGCCGCCUCGGCGGCCUACAUUGACAACUUUCUGGACAAGUACCUCAUCGAUACCGCCACCGUGGAGGUGACCGAGGAGACAGCCGCCGAGGCAGCCCAGGUGCAGGCCAAUGGACAUGCCAAGAUCAGUUCGGAUGGCGAUAUUCUGGUGGAGACGGGUCGGGAUCUCGUUGCGAUGGACACUCUGCAGGGACGGCUGCAGGAAGCGGUGAACAACAUCACCAGCACCCUGACCCGCUGCACCCAAUCCUACGAGAUCCAUGGCAGCAAUGCGGACCACCAGGAUGUGCGCAACAUGGACGCACUGAUAGCCAGGAGCCCCAGCGAGGAGUUUGCAUUCGAUGUGCCUAGGGAUCCGUUUCUAUCGCCCUACUGGGCCAGCGAUGAAUGGCUAUCCCAGCUGCCGGAGACCAAAAUACUUACCCUGAAUAUGGAUCCCUGUUUGGAUGACUGCGUCAUGUUUGCCAAAAAGCUGAAACGCCUUGGUAGGCAAGUAAACUUGGAGAUAUUGGAGGGGCUUCCGCACGGAUUUCUUAAUUUCACCAUGCUAUCCAACGAAGCCAUGGAAGGAUCCAAGCACUGCAUAAAGUCUCUACAGACGUUGCUUCAGAUAGAUCCGAAGCACAAGACCAAUGACAAAGGCAGCUCACUGGACGACGAGGAGUCCUCCAGUCCCAGUGCAAGUCUGGCUGCUUCCUAGGAUGAGUUUCAAUCGGUCUAUGUGCCUAUAGGACUGGAGAACCAAACAACCGACGACGAGGAACAAUAAAACACCGAUGGUAAAUUGUGAGUGACAAUGGGGUUUCAGAAUCACUGUAAAAUAUUGUCACCUGCAUCGGAUUUCUCCUUUCACAUGGGCGUGUAAACCGAAAUUUUGUUAUGCGCAGGAACGAAUUGCUGUUCAUUGUUAUACGCACUUUUCUUGCUUUUUAAUUACUUUGUAAUCUCAAACAUUUUUUAUACACUUUUAUAUGACACGG
Molecule: messenger RNA, 3057 nt
Organism: Drosophila elegans
Lineage: Eukaryota; Metazoa; Arthropoda; Insecta; Diptera; Drosophilidae
Gene: Hsl
Product: hormone-sensitive lipase
Exons: 4
Coding region: 135-2777 (880 amino acids)
Biological process (GO): cholesterol metabolic process; triglyceride catabolic process
Cellular component (GO): cytosol
Molecular function (GO): sterol ester esterase activity; triacylglycerol lipase activity
Source: RefSeq, a predicted model, not a curated record